This is a messenger RNA of Amborella trichopoda, 1721 nucleotides long. Its product is annotated as cysteine synthase. Gene Ontology annotation, molecular function: cysteine synthase activity. NCBI's taxonomy places the organism in Eukaryota, Viridiplantae, Streptophyta, Magnoliopsida, Amborellales, Amborellaceae. The record is from RefSeq and is a predicted model, not a curated record.
AUGAUUUGCCUUAAAAGUAAGUUCGCUUAAUUUCGAAAAGCAUCCGAAAUUUUGCCGUAUCCGAAAAUUUGGCGAAUUGUGACAUCCAAAGUCAAUCGUAGACCUAACGGAAGAACAAUCUUUUCUUCUACUUUGUGGGUCCCACUACCAGCGUGGAAAUGAUCCAGAAUUUUUACAUUUUUGAAGCUUCGGUGCCGAAAAUCCAUUGUCACCCUCCCUUUUUAUAGCAAUUUGUAGGGUUUUUCUCUCUCUAAAAUCUCAGCUAAUCUCUCUCUAGUUUUCUGAGAAUCUAGGGUUGUUUUGAUCAUGGCUUCUCUCCCUACUCCUUUGCCCUCUGCUCCUCAAACCAGACCUAAUCUCUCUCUAGAAAAUGCUAUUCAUGGUAACCUCUUUCUAAGGAGUUUUGUUGUGUUUGAUGGCCUGAAAAAGCCCAGUCCAUUUUCACUUAGUAAUAGGGGAAUUAGGGUUUCUAGGCCUGUUACUUGUGAGGCUGUGUCUGUGACACCACAGACUGAGAUUGAGGGUCUCAACAUUGCAGAAGAUGUUACUCAGCUCAUAGGGAAGACCCCUAUGGUAUACCUGAAUGGUGUAGUUGAGGGAUGCGUUGCAAAUAUUGCUGCGAAGCUCGAAAUUAUGGAGCCAUGCUGCAGUGUGAAGGACAGGAUAGGUUUUAGCAUGAUAUCUGAUGCCGAACAGAAGGGACUGAUAACUCCUGGAAAGAGUAUAUUGGUGGAGCCAACAAGUGGAAAUACUGGCAUUGGUCUUGCAUUCAUUGCUGCAUCGAAAGGAUACCAACUGAUUCUAACAAUGCCAGCAUCUAUGAGUAUGGAAAGGCGAGUGCUUCUUAAAGCCUUUGGUGCUGAGCUCAUUCUCACUGAUCCUGCUAAGGGCAUGAAGGCGGCAGUUCAAAAGGCUGAAGAAAUUCUGAAGAAGACUCCUGGGGCAUACAUGCUUCAGCAAUUUGAUAACCCUGCGAACCCAAAGAUACACUUUGAGACAACUGGGCCGGAAAUAUGGGAAGAUACAAAUGGCAAAGUGGAUAUAUUUGUUGCUGGCAUUGGUACCGGUGGAACUGUCACUGGUGUUGGCCGUUAUCUGAAGAACAAAAACCCAAACAUAAAGGUUAUUGGCGUGGAGCCCUCAGAGAGCAACAUACUUUCAGGUGGAAAACCAGGUCCCCACAAGAUUCAAGGCAUAGGAGCUGGUUUUGUACCCAAGAAUUUGGAUUUAGACAUACUUGAUGAAAUCUUAGAGAUAUCCAGUGAUGAUGCUGUUCAGAUGGCAAAGCAAUUGGCACUCCAGGAGGGCUUGCUGGUGGGGAUCUCUUCAGGAGCAGCAGCACUUGCAGCUAUUAAAGUGGCAAAAAGACCGGAAAAUGCUGGAAAGCUUGUUGCUGUUGUUUUUCCGAGCUUUGGUGAAAGGUACCUGUCUUCUGUUCUGUUUCAAUCAAUAAGAGAGGAGUGUGAGAAAAUGCAGCCCGAACCAUGAAACCACAUAUCCCUGUCUCCUCUCUCUCUCUCUGUACAAAAAGAUGGUAAUUCUCACGUGCCUUCUGUUUUGUGUGUAAUGAUGUAAUCUUCACCUCCAAUAUUUAAUAUUUAUUACCUGGUCACCUGUAAUCUGGUAAUCCGAAUAUUUACCAGCAUCACAUUUUUCCAUGUUCAACAAACAUCUGAUUGUUGAGAUAAAUAAAAGAUAUGAUCCUGUUUGGGCACUCUCAA